AUGAUCAGCUGGUCAGCUACUCUCCGCCCUGUGCGCCCGUCGCGCGCGGCAGCAAAUGACCUACGCGGAGACAAGAUCGUUUUGCCGCAGUCCGCACUCGAGCAGCUGCUUGCUUCCUCCACGGGAACCAACGGUUGGAAGUCUACAUUUAUAUUCCCUGCAUCCGAACCGUCAAAUCCUUACGCUGCGGCUCAUGCGCAACAAGAGCGCCCUCAAGAACUACCUCAUCCGCUAAUGUUUCAACUGGCCAACCCGGCAACCGGGAAGACCGUCUAUGCCGGGAUUCGCGAGUUUUCGGCUAGCGAAGGAGAAGUUGCUUUGAGUCCUCACAUUCGCGAAGCCCUGGGGAUACAAGAGUUGGAUAUACAAGAGGGCCCACAAGAGGAUGAUCGUAUUUCGGACUCUCGGUCCGACAAGGGCGAUGAAAAUACGGACGAGGGGCUUCGAAUUACAGUGAAGGCGACGCAGCUUCCUGCAGGAACUUAUGUGCGACUACGACCCCUGGAGGCUGGCUACAACCCCGACGAUUGGAAGCCUUUGUUGGAGAGACAACUCCGCGGGAACUUCACUACCCUCACGAAGGGCUCUACCAUAUCGAUUCAGGGUACAAAAGGCGAGGAAUUCCGUUUAUUGGCAGACAAGUUUCUCCCCGAAGGAGACGGUAUUUGUGUGAUUGAUACGGACCUCGAGACGGACAUCGAGCCGCUGAAUGAAGACCAGGCGAGAGAAACACUGCGCCAAAUCGCCGCCAAAGGACAACGCCGCCCAGAGACCGCCGCGACUAGCUCGGUUGGGGGUGCGAUGGAUAUCUGGAAGGAGGUUGAAGGCCGAGUCUUGGAAGGAGACUAUGUCGACUACGAGCUACCCUCAUGGGACAGGAGUCGCGCCAUUGUCAUUGAACUGAUAUUACACGACGGCCGUGAGGUUGACCUCUUCGUGAGCCCCAAGACUAACAGGCAACGGGCGAUACCUCGAGACAUCGAACAUACAUUCGGCGACUUCUCUUCCCCAAAGGACGGGGUCAAGCGCAUUCUCAUAGAACCAACAAGCUCGGAGCUUGAAGGCGCAGAGAGCUUGAUGGUAUCUGUACACGGUUUCUCCGGUUUAGAGGGUGGUCUAACAGCAACAAAACCAUGUCGUUACACACUCCGCGCAAGAGCAGCCGACAUCCCAGGCUCUUCUGCCGCCCCAAUCGAAAUUGGCAACCCAGAACCGUCCGCAGAUGAAGAGCAGUGCAAGAACUGCCUGCAAAUAAUACCGACACGGACAAUGAUGCUUCACGAGAAUUUCUGUCUCAGGAACAAUAUCAUCUGCCCGCAGUGCAAGAACGUUUUCCAGAAACGAUCCCAAGAAUGGGAGGACCACUGGCACUGCACAACCCACCCGGAUGCUUAUGGCUCGGGCCGCCAAAACAAGGCCAAGCACGACUUUGUCCAACACACACAACACAUGUGCCAAUCUUGCGGACCAUCCACAUCUUUCACAUUCCCGUCCCUCCCGGAACUGGCCCGCCACCGCACGACAGUCUGCCCUAGCAAACUCAUCCUUUGCCAGUUCUGCCACCUCGAAGUGCCACAGGAAGGCGACCCACUGGACCCCUCUUCCGAGGCAGAGACAGCAAUCACCGGGCUGACGGCGCACGAGCGCGCGGACGGGGCGCGCACCACGGACUGCCACCUCUGCGGCGCCAUCAUCCGGCUGCGCGACAUGGCAGCACACUCAGCCAACCACGAGCUCGACAAGGCCGCGCGCGCCGCCCCCGAAAUCUGCCGCGACCAACUCUGCGGCCGCACCCUGCACGGCAUCGGCCCCCGCGGCCAAGUCAAUGGCGGCACCCGCAUGGGCCAGGGCCCCGGCAACGACCUCGGCCUCUGCAGCCUGUGCUUCGCGCCCCUGUACGUCAACAUGUACGACCCGGAGGGCAAGGCCCUGCGCCGCCGCAUCGAGCGCCGCUACCUCGCCCAGCUCAUGGCCGGGUGCGGCAGGAAGUGGUGCGCCAACGAGUGGUGCAAGACGGGGCGCGCGAACCAGGGGCUGGAGCAGUGGGGUGGCACCGCCGCCGCCGCGCUACCGUUGGUGAAGCCGCUGCUGGGGGAACUGGCGGAUCACGAGAAGCCGAUGCGCUUCUGUGUGGAUGAGGUGUCGCAGCGGAGGAAGAAGACGGCCGCGAUGAUGGCUGCGGAGGGGGCGUGGGAGCUGGAGUGGUGCGUUGCGGCGCUGGAGGCGGAAGGGGGGAAUCUGGGGAAGGCGAGGGGCUGGUUGGGGGAUUGGGCGCCUACGAAGGUCGCUGGGAGAUAG
Molecule: messenger RNA, 2298 nt
Organism: Chaetomium globosum CBS 148.51
Lineage: Eukaryota; Fungi; Ascomycota; Sordariomycetes; Sordariales; Chaetomiaceae
Exons: 1
Coding region: 1-2298 (765 amino acids)
Cellular component (GO): VCP-NPL4-UFD1 AAA ATPase complex
Molecular function (GO): polyubiquitin modification-dependent protein binding
Source: RefSeq, a predicted model, not a curated record